Molecule: messenger RNA, 882 nt
Organism: Ambispora gerdemannii
Lineage: Eukaryota; Fungi; Glomeromycota; Glomeromycetes; Archaeosporales; Ambisporaceae
Source: the annotation of a GenBank genome assembly
AUGUCUAACACUCUGAACUCGACAACCGAGCCAGUUUGUCCCAUUGACCAUAGUUCUCAGUCUUUUCCUGAUAAAUCUUCAUAUACCUCUACAAAUUCAAAUAAUCACAAGUUUCCACAACAACCACAACAGCCUUCCGCAUGUCCCGUUGACCAUGGUUCUCUUCACACUAACCCUUUUCUCAAUAAAUCUAUCGACACUCAGUCGACGACAACUUCCACCUCGACAAAAAACGUAGGCUGUACAAGCGACACUAUAAUAAAUCCAUCAAACCUAAUGCUCAUAAACGAAGAACAAACUCCUAUGCCAGGUCAACGCGUAAUAUUAGACACUACUCGUGAAAUAUCCAAUAUUCCACGCUCUGCCAAUGACAAACCUGUCGCGAACACAAAACCCGAAAAUGCACCAGAGGAAAAAUUAUGGGUUUACCCUUCAGAACAAAUGUUUUUCAAUGCCAUGAAGCGAAAAAAUUGGCAACCGCGUGAAGAAGAUAUGCGUGUAGUAGUGCCGAUACAUAAUGCGGUUAAUGAAAAAGCGUGGCAGGAGAUUUUAGAGUGGGAGAAAAUGCAUACCGAAAAAAAUAAAUGCGGUGGUCCAAAGUUAGUCAAAUUCGAGGGACGCGCGACGGCUAUUACUCCUAAAGCAAAAAUCUUUAGUUGGUUUGGAUACAAGCUUCCAUUCGAUCGCCAUGAUUGGGUGAUAGAUCGAUGUGGUAAACAAGUUACCUAUGUUAUAGAUUUUUAUUCGGGACAACCGGAUCUUAAGCAUCCUGAAAAUAUUAGUUUUUAUUUGGAUGUCCGUCCCGCGCUAACUUUAGAAGGAGCAUUUGAUCGAUUGUAUAGAUGGGCAAAUUCAUUAAAGUAUAAAUUAACACAAUCAUGA